This is a messenger RNA of Aspergillus calidoustus, 474 nucleotides long. NCBI's taxonomy places the organism in Eukaryota, Fungi, Ascomycota, Eurotiomycetes, Eurotiales, Aspergillaceae. The record is from the annotation of a GenBank genome assembly.
AUGCCUACUAAUCCCACCCUCUCCAUGGCCAUCACCAUCACCAAGCUAACCAUCCCCAACAGAUCUCCCCUCUUCGAACUCCAUUCAACAUCAUCAAGCACCCUAGCAACAACAGUGGUUCCCAGCCCCGACCGCGUAAUCCGCCGCCUCAGCAAGAAAUGGCGCAAGCUCCGCGACAAGACGGCAAAGUACAAAGACGCCGAGGCGAUCCUUGACGAGCUCGAGCUGUUCCUCCACGAGGAGAUGCUUGCAGGCGUGGACGAGACGCUGGAGAGUUUGGUCAAGGACCUCAAGGACGAUGACCCCGAGGUGAAGAAGAAAUUCGGGGUUCUGAUAUCCACUCUUGCGGAGCUUAUGAGAGAGCAUGCGAGGAAUAAUGCGGGCGAUCUCGAGGAGUUGGAGAGGGUUCUUGAGGUUACAAAGAGGUGGCCGAAGGAGGGGAUGACGAAGACGAAGACGAAGACGACGAGGUAG